AUGUCUAAAGCGCAUUCUCGUUUUCAAAACCGCUCUGUGAGUGGAAGGGGUGAAUACAAUGGCACAUCCACAGCUGGGGAAGUUAUGCUUGAGGACACACCUGUGUUCUUUUCUGGACUAACAGGUGUGAAGAGCUCUGGCAGACGUUCUACAACUAAUGAGGAACGUCGUACAGAAGCCAUACCAGGCGAAAGUAUUUCUUUGAAAGGAAGUAACAAAGAAUCAGGUAAACAAACACAGGAUCAAGUAAUGUGGAUUGAGCUGGGUCUUUGCAAAGCACUCGUGCGUGCCGUAACACAUGCCGGAUUUCUUUCUCCAACACCUGUUCAGGCGCAAGCUAUUCCUGCCGUUCUCAGCGGUAGUGAUGUUUGUGCACGAGCUGUGACAGGAUCAGGGAAAACAGGAGCCUUUUUACUGCCAUUAUUACAUCUUCUUUUGACACGGGCCCCACUAAAACAAAUGCACUCAGGUGGUAAGCGUCGUUUUAUCCGUGCUGUUGUCUUGGUUCCUACCAGGGAAUUAGGUAUGCAGUGCCAGCAGAUGCUGCAACAGUUUCUUACAUUUACUUCCGGACUAACUGUGGCGUUGGCAAUUGGUGGUGUAGCACAAAGUGCACAAGAAGCUGCUCUUGAAUCGAUUCCAGAUAUUCUCAUUGCGACUCCUGGACGGUUAGUUGACCUUUUACAUAAUUACAAGGGCUCACAUGGCUCUUUUGAUUUCACUGGUGUGGAAAUAGUUGUGCUUGAUGAGUGUGACAAAAUGCUAACUGUGACACUUAAAGAUCAAGUGGUGGAUAUUCUUAAACAUGUACCAGAAGAAUUUAGACAAGUCUUAAUGUUUUCUGCAACUAUGACUACAGAAGUGGAUGAGUUCGCGAAAGAACAUCUCUUUGAACCUAAGAAUGUCGACGUUGGUCAUGUGGCACUUCAGUCGAAAUUGCGACAACAAUUUGUGCGCAUUCGUAUGACUCCUCUCAGUACCACUUCUACGUCAACAACUAAUACAGGGUCCGAUAAUGACAAGAAGGACGGGGAUGAAUCACAAGAAGAAAAUGUAGAAAAAACGGGCAAAAAACGUAUUCGCUCGAAACGUCUUCGUGAUGCCUCAAAAGCUGAGACAGCUGAAACCAGUACUACAGAUGACAAUACAGAGCAUAUCACAAAAGUUAAGUCGCGUUAUCUUGUUGCCCUUUGUUUAGAAUACUUUAAAGAUAAGACGAUGGUGUUUACUCGAUAUCGCACUACAGCGCAUCGACUUCAUCUUCUCUUUACUGCCUUGGGAUUUGCAAGUGCAGAAUUACAGGGAAACCAAAUUCAAGAAGAACGUUUCGCCUCAUUGGAGAAAUUUGCUUCAGGUGAAGUACGUUACCUUUUUUCUACAGAUGUUGCAUCACGUGGGCUUGAUAUCAAAGGUGUAUCAACUGUUAUUAACUUUGAUUUACCCCCUACACUUACGGCCUAUAUUCACCGCGUUGGGCGUACAGCUCGCAUUGGGAGUAUUGGGACUGCGGUUUCACUUGUAGACGAGGCGAAUGAUGGGGAUAUUAUGCGUAAAAUCCUCGCCGUGAGUGGUGUUGUGAACAACCACCAGGCCUCCACUGUGAAGCGACGCGAUGUGCCGGAUGCGUUGUUGCGGCAGGCCACUGCCCGUGUGGAUGCGGUGUUCCCGGAGGUGCGCGGGCAGUUGGCGGCGGAGGCGCUGGAGGCGAAGAUUGCGCAGGCGGAGCGUCGCUACGGGGCCCGAUCGGGAAGGACGGAGGAGCAGAAGCACGAGCUGCUGGCCGCGAGUGUGGCCCCGCAGCCAACCAAGACAUGGUGCCUCAGCCGGGCGGAGCGGAAGCGGCGGGAGGAGGAGGCCCGGCGGGUCUACGAGAAGGAGGCGGAGGUGACCGUCAAUCACUUCCAGAACGAACUCGCCAGCUGGGACCGCGAGGAGGCGGUAUUCCUACGCAAACAGAAACAAACACGGCGCCAGCAGCGCGAGGCGAAGGCACGGGCAGCAGAGAAGAAAAAGAACAUCACACGAGAGCUGAGACGCAAGUCACAGCAGAAACUUCAGGCAGGUGUCAUUAAGAAAAUGAAAAAGAAGAAGAUUCGAGACGCAAGGAAGGCAAGACGGGCGGAGAGCCGCGAAAAGAAUGGUAAGACCCCCUAUAAACAUCACGAUGGUGCCAAAAGUAAGAAGAAGUCACGCCAUAAGAAGCGUAUGGCGAAACACUGA
Messenger RNA from Trypanosoma theileri, 2220 nucleotides. Its product is annotated as putative ATP-dependent RNA helicase. The transcript has a single exon. The coding region runs from base 1 to 2220 and encodes 739 amino acids. Gene Ontology annotation, molecular function: RNA helicase activity; ATP binding; nucleic acid binding. NCBI's taxonomy places the organism in Eukaryota, Euglenozoa, Kinetoplastea, Trypanosomatida, Trypanosomatidae. The record is from RefSeq and is a predicted model, not a curated record.